Messenger RNA from Marmota flaviventris (yellow-bellied marmot), 7857 nucleotides. RefSeq names its product chondroitin sulfate proteoglycan 4 (gene Cspg4). NCBI's taxonomy places the organism in Eukaryota, Metazoa, Chordata, Mammalia, Rodentia, Sciuridae. Gene Ontology annotation, biological process: anatomical structure morphogenesis. The record is from RefSeq and is a predicted model, not a curated record.
AGUCCUGCCGCCCAGCCCGCCGCGAUGCGCUCCGGCCCGCGGAGCCCGCCUCCAGCCCCCGCCCUGGCCCUGGUUCUGACCCUGGCUCUGCUGGCCCGACGGGCAUCUGCAGCCUCCUUCUUCGGUGAGAACCACCUGGAGGUGCCCGUGGCCACUUCCCUGACCAACAUAGACCUACAGUUGCAAUUCUCCACGUCUCAGCCUGAAGCCCUUCUUCUCCUGGCAGCAGGCCAGGCUGACCACCUCCUGCUGCAACUCUACUCCGGACGCCUACAGGUCAGACUCGUCCUGGGCCACGAGGAGCUGAGGCUGCAGACACCGGGGGAGAUGCUGCUCAGCGACUCAGCCCCCCACACUGUGGUGCUCACCAUUUCAGACAGCUGGGCCCUGCUCUCUGUCGAUGGGCUUCUGAACACCUCCGCCCCAGUCCAGGGAGCCCCCCUGGAGGUCCCCUAUGGGCUCUUUGUGGGGGGCUGUGGGAGCCUCAGCCUGCCUUACCUGAGAGGAACCAGCCGACCCCUGAGGGGCUGCCUCCAUGCAGCCACCCUCAAUGGCCGUAGCCUCCUCAGGCCACUGACCCCUGAUGUUCCUGACGGCUGUGCUGAGGAGUUCUCUGCUGGCAAUGAUGUGGCCCUGGGCUUCUCUGGGCCCCACUCACUGGCUGCCUUCCCUGCCUGGAGCACUCAGGACGAAGGCACGCUGGAGUUUACGCUCACCACCCAGAGCCAGCAGGCACCCUUGGCCUUCCAGGCAGGGGGCCGGCAGGGGGACUUCAUCUAUGUAGACAUAUUCGAGGGCCACCUGCGGGCUGUGGUUGAGAAGGGCCAGGGCACCGUGCUGCUUCACAACAGCGUGCCUGUGGCCGACGGACAGCCCCAUGAGGUCAGCAUCCACAUGGAUGCUCACCGGCUGGAAAUCUCUGUGGACCAGUACCCCACACGUACGUCCAACCGUGGGGUUCUCAGCUACCUGGAGCCACGUGGCAGUCUCCUCCUGGGGGGACUGGACACAGAGGCCUCCCGUCACCUCCAGGAACACCGCCUGAGCCUGGCCCCGGGGGCUGCCAACGCCUCCCUGCUGGGCUGCAUGGAGGACCUCAGCGUCAAUGGCCAGAGGCAGGGGCUGCGGGAAGCCCUGCUCACUCGCGGCAUGACGGCCGGCUGCAGGCUGGAGGGAGACGAGUACGAGGAGGACGGCUACGGCCCCUACGAGGCUUUCUCCACCGUGGCACCUGAGGCUUGGCCAGCCAUGGAGCUGCCUGAGCCAUGCAUCCCCGAACCCGGACUGCCUCCUGUCUUUGCCAACUUUACCCAACUGCUGACCAUCAGCCCACUUGUGGUGGCCGAGGGUGGCACGGCCUGGCUUGAGUGGCGGCACGUGCAGCCCACACUGGACCUGACUGAAGCUGAGCUCCGUAAAUCCCAGGUGCUGUUCAGUGUGAGCCGGGGGGCACGCCAUGGCGAGCUGGAGCUGGACAUCCCUGGUGCCCAGGCCCGGAAGAUGUUCACUCUGCUGGACGUGGUGAACCGCAAGGCCCGCUUCGUCCACGACGGCUCUGAGGACACCUCCGACCAGCUGGUGCUGGAGGUGUCAGUGACAGCUCGGGCACCUGUGCCCUCUUGCUUACGGAGGGGUCAAACUUACCUCCUGCCCAUCCAGAUCAACCCUGUCAAUGACCCACCCCGAAUCAUCUUCCCGCACGGGAAUCUCAUGGUGAUCCUGGAACACACACAGAAGCCUCUGGGGCCCGAGAUUUUCCAGGCUUAUGACCCCGACUCUGCCUGCGAGGGCCUCACCUUCCAGCUCCUAGGUGCUUCCACCCGCCUCCCUGUGGAGCACCGAGACCAGCCUGGGGAGCCGGCCACGGAGUUCUCCUGCCCGGAGCUAGAGGCCGGUAGCAUCGUGUACGUCCACCGCGAUGGCCCCGCACAGGACCUGACGUUCCGUGUCAGUGAUGGGCUGCAGGCUAGCCCCCCAGCCACACUGAAGGUAGUGGCUGUCCGGCCAGCCAUCCGGAUCCGUCACAGCACGGGGCUGCGCCUGGCCCAGGGCUCUGCCACCCCCAUCUUGCCCGCCAACCUCUCGGUGGAGACGAACGCUGUGGGGCAGGAUGUGAGUGUGCUGUUCCGAGUCACGGGCACCCUGCAAUUCGGGGAGCUGCAGAAGCAGGGGGCAGGGGGGGCGGAGGGCGCAGAGUGGUGGGCCACGCAGGCGUUCCACCAGCGCGACGUGGAGCAGGGCCGGGUGAGGUACCUGAGCACCGAUCCCCAGCACCACUCUGAGGACACCGUGGAGAACCUGGCCCUGGAGGUGCAGGUGGGCCAGGAGACUCUGAGCAAUCUGACCUUCCCAGUGAGCAUCCAGAGAGCCACGGUGUGGAUGGUGCGGCUAGAGCCGCUGCACACCCAGAACACCCAGCAGGAGGUCCUCACCACAGCCCACCUGGAGGCUGCCGUGGAGGAGGCAGGCCCGGGGCCCCGGUCCUUCCACUACGAGGUGACUCAGGCCCCCAGGAAAGGCAACCUUCAGCUACAGGGCAGGAGGCUGGCAGAUGGCGAGAGUUUCAGCCAGGAUGACCUGCAGGCUGGGCGGGUGACCUAUGGGGCCACAGCACGGGCCUCAGAGGCAGUCGAGGACUCCUUCCGCUUCCGCGUCACGACCCCUCCACACUUCUCCCCGCUCUAUACUUUCCCUAUCCACAUUGGUGGUGACCCAGAUGCUCCGGUGCUCACCAACGUCCUCCUCUCAGUGCCCGAGGGUGGUGAGGGUGUCCUGUCUGCUGACCACCUCUUUGUCAAGAGUCUCAACAGUGCCAGCUACCUCUAUGAGGUCAUGGAGCGACCCCGCCACGGAAGGUUGGCUUGGCGGGAGCCACAGGAACAGGCCACCAUGGUAACAUCCUUCACCAACGAAGACCUGCUGCGUGGCCGGCUGGUCUACCAGCAUGAUGACUCCGAGACCACAGAAGAUGAUAUCCCAUUUGUGGCCACCCGCCAGGGCGAGGGCAGCGGUGACAUGGCCUGGGAGGAGGUUCGGGGUGUCUUCCGAGUGGCCAUCCAGCCUGUGAAUGACCACGCCCCUGUGCAAACCAUCAGCCGUGUCUUUCACGUGGCCCGAGGUGGACAGCGGCUUUUGACGACGGACGACGUGGCCUUCAGCGACGCCGACUCGGGCUUCACUGAUGCUCAGCUGGUGCUGACCCGCAAGGACCUCCUCUUUGGCAGCAUCGUGGCUGUGGAUGAGCCAAGCCGGCCCAUUUACCGCUUCACACAGGAGGACCUCAGGAAGAGGCAGGUCCUGUUUGUGCACUCAGGGGCUGACCACGGCUGGCUGCAGCUGCAGGUGUCCGAUGGGCAGCACCAGGCCACCGCAAUGCUCGAGGUGCAGGCCUCCGCACCCUACCUCCGUGUGGCCAAUGGCUCCAGCCUCGUGGUCCCUCAAGGAGGCCAGGGCACCAUCGAUACCGCAGUGCUCCAUCUAGACACCAACCUGGACAUCCGCAGUGGGGAUGAGGUCCAUUAUCACGUCACAGCUGGCCCUCGCUGGGGGCAGCUGCUCCGGGCUGGCCAGCCAACCACCAGCUUCUCCCAUCAGGAUUUGCUGGAUGGGGCCAUUCUCUACAGCCACAAUGGCAGCCUCAGCCCCCGUGACACCCUAUCACUCUCUGUGGAAGCAGGGCCAGUGCACACAGAUGCCACCCUACAGGUGACCAUUGCUCUGGAGGGCCCAGUGGCCCCACUGCAACUGGUUCAGCACAAAAAGAUCUACGUCUUCCAGGGGGAAGCAGCUGAGAUCAGAAGGGACCAACUGGAGGCAGCCCAGGAGGCAGUACCGCCAGCAGACAUCGUGUUCUCAGUGAAGAGCCCCCCAAGUGCCGGCUACCUGGUGAUGGUGUCACAUGGUGCCUCAGUGGAUGAGCCGCCCAGGUUGGACCCCGUGCACAGCUUCCCUCAGGAGGCCGUGGAUGCGGGCCGCGUCCUGUACCUACACUCCCGCCCUGAGGCCUGGCGUGAUACCUUCUCCCUGGACGUGACCUCUGGCCUGGGUGCUCCCCUCGAGGGCAUCCUUAUGGAGCUGGAGGUGCUGCCCACUGCCAUCCCCCUGGAGGCGCAGAACUUCAGUGUCCCCGAGGGUGGUACCCGCACCCUGGCCCCUCCGCUGCUCCGUGUCACUGGGCCUUACUUCCCCACGCUGCCAAGCCUCAACCUGCAGGUGCUGGAGCCGCCCCAGCACGGGGCCCUGCAGAGGGAGGAGCAAGCUCAAGAUGGGACCCUCAGCACCUUCUCCUGGAAAGAGGUGGAGGAGCAGCUGAUCCGCUAUGUGCACGACGGGAGUGAGACGCUGACAGACAGCUUUGUCCUGGUGGCAAAUGCUUCUGAGGUGGACCGCCAGAGUCAUCCCGUGACCUUCGCCAUCACCAUCCUGCCAGUUAAUGACCAGCCCCCUGUCCUCAUCACAAACACAGGCCUGCAGAUGUGGGAGGGGGCCACUGUGCCCAUACCUACUGAGGCCCUUCGGAGCACAGACGGCGACUCGGGACCCGAGGACCUGGUCUACACCAUUGAGCAGCCCAGCAACGGGCGUGUAGUGCUGCGCAUGGCGCCAGGCACCGAGGUCCACCACUUCACACAGGCCCAGCUGGACAGCGGGCUCGUACUGUUCUCGCAUAGAGGAGCCCUGGAUGGAGGCUUCCGCUUUGACCUCUCUGAUGGGGAGCACACUUCCUCCGGACACUUCUUCCGCGUGGCAGCCCAGAAGCAAGUGCUGCUGUCGCUGGAGGGCAGCCGGACACUGACUGUCUGCCCAGAGUCUGUCCAGCCUCUCAGCAGCCAGAGCCUGAGAGCCAGCUCCAGCGCAGGCACAGACCCCCACCACCUGUUCUACCGAGUGCUGCGGGGGCCCCAGCUUGGCCGGCUAUUCCACGUCCAGCAGGGCAGUGCUGGGGAGGCCCUGGUGAACUUCACUCAGGCUGAGGUAUAUGCUGGGAAUGUCCUAUAUGAGCACGAGAUGUCCCCUGAGCCCUUCUGGGAAGCCCAUGAUGCCAUAGAGCUCCUGCUGUCCUCGCCCCCUGCUCCUGACAUGGCUGCCACCCUCGCUGUGACUAUCUCUUUUGAGGCCACCUGUCCUCAGCGUCUCACCCGCCUCUGGAGAAACAAAGGUCUCUGGGUCUCUGAGGGCCAGCGGGCCAAGAUCACCGUCGCUGCUCUUGAUGCCUCCAACCUCCUGGCCAGUGUCCCAGCAUCCCAGCGCCCCGAGCAUGACGUGCUGUUCCAGGUCACCCAGUUCCCCACCCGGGGCCAGCUGUUGGUGUCUGAGGAGCCCCUCCACGCCGGGAGGCCCCACUUCCUGCAGUCCGAGGUGGCUGCGGGACAGCUGGUGUAUGCCCACGGUGGUGGGGGCACCCAGCAGGAUGGCUUCCGCUUCCGUGCUCAUCUCCAGGGGCCAGCUGGGGCCUCCGUAGUGGGACCUCAAACCUCAGAGGCCUUCAGCAUCACCGUGCGGGAUGUGAACGAGAGGCCUCCGCAGCCGCAGGCCUCCACGCCGCUGAGGCUCACGCGGGGCUCUCGCGCCCUGGUCUCCCAAGCCCAGCUGAGUGUGGUGGACCCAGACUCAGCUCCUGGGGAGAUCGAGUAUGAGGUGCAGAGGGCACCCCACAAUGGCUUCCUGAGUCUGCUGGGGGGCAGCCCGGGGCCCACGACCCGCUUCACACAGGCCGACGUGGAUGCGGGGCGACUGGCCUUUGUGGCCAAUGGGAGCAGCGUGGCGGGAGUCUUCCAGCUGAGCAUGUCUGAUGGGGCCAGCCCGCCUCUGCCCAUGACCCUGGCUGUGGACGUCUUGCCUUCUGCCAUCCAGGUGCAGCCGCGAGCCCCCCUGGAGGUGCCCCAAGCCCUGGGGCGCUCCCCCCUGAGCCGGCAGCAGCUCCAGGUGGUUUCGGAUCGGGAGGAGCCCGACGUGGCCUACCGCCUCACCCAGGGGCCGCAGUACGGGCACCUCCUGGUGGGCGGGCAGCCUGCCUCAGCCUUCAGCCAGCUCCAAGUGGACCAGGGCGAGGUGGUCUUUGCCUUCACCAACUUCUCCUCCUCUCACGACCACUUCAAGGUCCUGGCGCUGGCCAGGGGCGUCAAUGCAUCAGCCACAGUGAAUGUCACUGUGCGGGCUCUGCUGCACGUGUGGGCAGGUGGGCCGUGGCCCCAGGGUGCCACCCUACGCCUGGACUCCACCGUGCUGGAUGCCGGCGAGCUGGCCAAUCGCACGGGCAGCGUGCCCCGCUUCAGGCUUCUGGCGGGACCCCAGCAUGGCCGCGUGGUCCGUGUGCCGCGGGCCAGGACGGAGCCCAGGAGCCGGCCACUUGUGGAGCACUUCACUCAGCAGGACCUGGAGGAUGGCAGGCUGGGGCUCGAGGUGGGCAGGCCAGAGGGUAGGGUGCCUGGCCCAGCAGGGGACAGUCUCACUCUGGAACUAUGGGCACGGGGUGUCCCACCUGCUGUGGCCUCCCUGGACUUUACUACCGAGCCUUAUAAUGCAGCCCGGCCCUACAGCGUGGCCCUGCUCAGUGUCCCUGAGGCUACUCAGACUGACUCAGGGGAGCCAGAGAGCAUCUCUCCCACGGGUGAGCCAGGCCCGGCAGCAUCCAGCCCUGUGCCCACUGUGGCCAGGGGUGGCUUCCUGGGCUUCCUGGAGGCCAACAUGUUCAGCAUCAUCAUUCCUGUGUGCCUGGUCCUCCUGCUCCUGGCGCUCAUCUUGCCCCUGCUCUUCUACCUCCGCAAACGCAACAAGACAGGCAAGCAUGACGUCCAGAUUCUGACUGCCAAACCCCGCAAUGGCCUGGCCGGGGACACAGAGACUUUUCGCAAGGUAGAGCCAGGCCAGGCCAUACCCCUCACAGCUGUGCCUGGACAGGGGUCCCCGCCAGGAGGCCAGCCUGACCCGGAGCUGCUGCAGUUCUGCCGGACACCCAACCCUGCCCUCAGGAAUGGCCAAUACUGGGUAUGAGGCCUGGCCUGGGCCCAGAUGCUGUUCGGGCCAGGGCCAGGCUUGCCCACACCCCAGACUCCAUGGCUUCCAUGCCCUGGUGCUGUCUGAGAAUUCCCAGAGCAAGAGAGACCUGGAGGCGCCAGGGGUGGAGGGUGCUAGUGAACAGCCCCAAGGGUCCUGGACAGAGUGCAGUCAAGAGCUGGAACCUUCCUCAGCUACUCAGAAGCUAGAGAACUGCAGGGGCCCAGCAGGAGCAGGCAGGGAGUCAGCCCCCUGCCCUGGAGCUGCUUGGGGCUGUCAAAACCAGGGUGACCUCCUGGGUGGGUCAGGGCUCUGGGUCCUGGGUCUGUGACGUUGGGUAAGUCACACCUGCCCCAGCUGCUAAGAGAGCAAGGAGAAGGAAGUGCUCCAGGGAGAGAGAGGACACAGGGGUGAUUCCUGGCUUUUCUAGCCCAACCCAGGCCCCCUUUGUCUCUGCUCCAGGGUUAUGGGAAAAUUCUUCCCCUCUGGUGUGUUAAGGAGAUGGUUUUCCCUGGAGCUGAGAGUCCCUCCACAAUAGGAGACAGAAACUGAUAGAAUAAUAUAUUCCCGGUGCAGGGUGGGUGGGUUGCUCUGGGGAUGGCUGUUUUCAGGGGAUUGCAGGGAGUUAUUUAACAGGUGCUGGGCUGGCUGGGCCCCAUGGAGUCCCUGGGGGUGUGGGAUGGAGGAUCUGAAGCCAGUUCAUUCCCAGGGCCCCACUGUGGUGAGCAGUCCUAGAGCAGACAUGUUGGGAAGCAUGGAGGGUCUCGGGCUGAGGGCCACUGCGGUGCCUAUGUUCCCCUGAACACCAGGGGACACUUGGCUCCAUGGAGCCUGGAUAAAUGGUGCUUCCGAGGCUCUGGA